CCCAACUCCAGCCAUGCCUCUGCGCCUGGACGAUCUGGAGGAACUCGCUCCGCCGGGCUACGAAAGCGACACUUCAGACACCGCACUGCCGACCUGUGAGGAUCUACGGCUGGACCGCCCCGUCACAAGAACACCGCGAUCGGCCCAUGCGAGGAGAAACGGCCGCCCGGUGAAGGCGCUGAAUAGACCUGCGCGCGCGAUAUGCCGUAUCCUCGCGGCACACGGCUGGAGCAACCCCGCGCUCGGCGCGGUUUUCGGCGUGUCGGGGGAGACCGCGCGCCGCGCGGUGCGCAACGUGCUGUAUUCGCCCCGGGACCGCGUGGAGGAGGACUACGACCGCGUCGAUCCGGAGUUUCGGGUCCUGUACCCGCCUGUGGGGGGGAGCAACAACGGGUCCGACACCAAGAUUGGGCCAAAUUUGCGUGCGUACAGACGAACCGACCCAGCCGUCGAGGAGGACGAUGACGCCGAGGAUGACGAGGAAAUUCAAUGUCUCGGCAUCAAGCGGAGGGGCCAAAAACCGCAACCGCCCCAGGCCAUAACCGGAAACCAAGACUCUGACACCCAGCACCAGCGCCCAGCGCCCAGCCGCCUCGCCCAAUUCCUCCAGUCCGUUCCCGACGUCAACCUCACGCAGCAUCUUUCAUUUCUCGAGUCCCAAGGCCUCAACUCCGCGAACCUGCACACCGUGGCACUCUGGCCGGCCGACGCAAUCCAGCACAUGAUCGAAGUACUGCUCCUCGGCACCCCGCCUGCGCGCGAUGGGCGGCGCGUGAACGGGCUGACCGCAACCGAGGCUGUGUGGCUUGAGGUGGAGCUCCGGAGGCUGAGGAGGAGCGUGGGUGGGCUUGCGCAGCCGAUGUCCCCGCCGUCGGGAGCGACGCUGCGCCAGUUUCUGCGCAACGUCCUUGGCCUCGAUCUCUCAUGCCACCACGAUUUGAUUGUUUCACAAGGCCUGGACGGGCACAGCAUCCGCACGUUGUGCUUGGCGGAAGUUGUGCCGUUGUCGAAACUCGGGGACAUGACCCCGCUAGAGGUUUUGGCUGUGGAGAUAGCGAGGAUUUGGUGUGGAAACGACAACGGGGCGAAGAGCUGAUGCGGCCCUCCGAUCGAUGAUGCAUACCAAGUUUGUCUGGCACAACGACUCCGAAUCACAAUUCACUUAUUUUACACCUUUCAAAAUACAUUCGGAGGGGGAGCAUUUCAGGAGUCGGCUUGUGAUUCCGAGGAUCAGUGCGCGCUUGUCGCCGACUCACCUCUUCAACGGCAGCCGAUCUGGAAGCCAAUCGAGUUCGUUCCCGGCGCUGAGAUGCAUGCAUUGGCCGUGUUGCAAGUCACCGGCACAGCCCACUCGUUGUGGUUACAGUUCGCAGGGGCCUACCCCAGUCAGAGUCCGUCUUCUUUCGCCGCACGGACGGGCGACUCACCCAAGUGUGGAUGUUGGCGUCGCUGAGGCUGUUGAAACGGAUGCUGUUGACGCCGCUGAGCGAUCCGCCGCUGAGGCACCCGUUCGACGUGAACGUCCCGCUCGAGGAGCCCAACAGCGACUGGCAGUUGCCGUCCGAGAAGUACGCGAUCGAGUAGCUGCUGGCGUGCGCCUGUCCCGCGGCGAGAAUCAAAGUGGCUGCCGCGAGGGUCGAGAAAGAAGACUUC
Messenger RNA from Mycena citricolor, 1653 nucleotides. Lineage: Eukaryota; Fungi; Basidiomycota; Agaricomycetes; Agaricales; Mycenaceae. The record is from the annotation of a GenBank genome assembly.